Messenger RNA from Punica granatum (pomegranate), 972 nucleotides. Lineage: Eukaryota; Viridiplantae; Streptophyta; Magnoliopsida; Myrtales; Lythraceae. The record is from RefSeq and is a predicted model, not a curated record.
CUUCGUCACUGACAUCACCAGCUUCUCUGGAAAGAACUUCGGUUUCGGCAGAAAGAAGAGAAAGGGAAAGAGCGGAAACGCAUCCAUCAAACCGUACAUUCAUACAUCCAUCAAUCGAUCAGUCAUGUUUCUUGUUGAUUGGUUCAGAGGGAUAUUGGCGUCUCUUGCUGUAUGGCGGAAGGAAGCUAAGAUAUUGUUCCUGGGUCUCGAUAAUGGCGGGAAGACUACUCUGCUCCGCAUGCUGACGGACGAGAGUCUGGGGCAGUAUCAGCGAACCCAACACCCGACAUCGGAGGAGCUGAGUAUUGGGAACAUAAAGUUCAAAGCUUUUGAUUUGGGCGGGCACGCAAUUGCUCGCAGAGUCUGGAAGGACUACUAUGCUCAGGUCCACGCUGUGGUAUACUUAGUCGACUCUUGUGACAGAGAGAGAUUUGCCGAGGCAAAGAAAGAGCUUGAUGCCCUUCUCUCUGAUGAUUCGUUGACGAAUGUCCCAUUCCUUAUCCUGGGCAACAAGAUUGAUAUCCUGAACGCCGCCUCAGAGAACGAGUUGCGAUACUUUCUCGGCCUGGCUGACUCCACCACAGGCAAGGGCCAGGUCAACCUCGAGGGCACCAACGUUCGCCCACUCGAAGUCUUCAUGUGCAGCAUUGUCCGGAAGAUGGGAUAUGGAGAAGGGUUCCAGUGGCUCUGUCAGUACAUCAAGUAAGGAGACUGAUAUUGAGGAUAUAGAGAUUUCACGGAUUUUGCUGCUUCCAUCUAUUAGGUUAAAGCUUCAUGUUCGUGUUAAGCUGGCUAAUCUCCAUUUGUUCAACCAGUUCCUCGCACAAUUUUGCCUCUUCUAAUUUACAAUGGAACAAUUUCUUCUUUUUGUAUAAGUAUACAACGAUACAAUUUAGCUUUGCCUUCUCGCUAUGUAUAGAGUAAUGUUCAACUUCUUCAUAUAAAAAAACAUCUCCAUAUCCCGAGUUUGAG